Saccharomyces cerevisiae S288C is the source of this 417-nucleotide messenger RNA. RefSeq names its product Sdh8p (gene SDH8). The record is from RefSeq and is marked reviewed. The transcript has a single exon. Gene Ontology annotation, biological process: protein folding. Gene Ontology annotation, cellular component: mitochondrial matrix. Bases 1 to 417 code for a protein of 138 amino acids. NCBI's taxonomy places the organism in Eukaryota, Fungi, Ascomycota, Saccharomycetes, Saccharomycetales, Saccharomycetaceae.
AUGUUGUGCGCCAUCAAAAGCACAGGUUAUCGGUAUCCUCGCACGGGAGCCUUAAAUCUACUACGUGGACGACCAUUUAAUAUGGCCACCCGAAAAAUAACUACUGAAAGGAUCCCCGGCCCUCCCAAGCUGCCAAGAGAAGAGCAGGAAGAGUUCGAAAGACUUCAGAGGAUUGCCACAUCGCAAGAGGCAAUAGAUCAGUAUAAUGCGCAGGCCACCGGCGAUCGUACAAAGGAGAGUUUGAAUUCACCGCUUUUAACCAAAAACGAUAUUGGGUCAUUCUCGCCUGAAUUUUCCAAGACCAUACCUGAAUUCGAAGGUGAUGUUAACCCCAAGACUGGUGAAGUUGGGGGUCCCAAGCAGGACCCGUUGAGACACGGCGAUUAUUCGUUUAACGGAAGAGUAACGGAUUUCUAG